AUGGAGGGUGGACGCCUCCGCUCAUUAGCGGCGGUCUCUUUUCCAACGUUCUACCCAUCCCUCUCGAAACAAGGCCCGAACAGCAAACCUGGCCUAGCGCCCCAUGAUCAGUUGACCCUGCAGAUGGAUUCUUCUAGUUCUCGUCUUUUAUCAUUACCCGCAGAGAUUCUCGAAAUUGUCAUUGAUGAAGCUUGUUCAUCCGCAGCUGACCUCAGCCUUCUUGGCCUUGUGUGUCGUGGUCUUCAUUCGUUCAUCACACCUAAUCUGUAUAAAUCUAUCAACUUAGUCGGAUAUGAGAGCGCCAAACAAUUCUCAUGGACAAUUUCCCAGCGUUGUGAAUUAGCACUUCUGGUGCGUGAACUACAAAUUCAUUCCCAUGGCACGGACGAGAACGAGGACGAAAAUUGCUCAGAAGAUUUUGAUUCAACUAUUACCCGGUUCAUCAAUUUGGAGUCGUUGGCAUUACGAACCGACUUCUUCAGCCGCUCGAAAGCUCAAAAAAUCAGUAUUAUUUGUCGGCCACAUGAAGUUCUUCCUGCACUUCGUCACAUAAACCUUGGCUUCGACUACCACCGCGACUAUGAAUGGACUCUGACUCCGUACGAGGCUCUCUUCUAUCACCCCAAUCUCACAACGAUCAGCAUCACGGGGGCUGCAGUAUCAGCCAAAUGGGAAUACCAACAUAUCCAUCCUCCCACACUCCGGUCAACAAACCUAGAGGAACUAGAGCUGCUGAACUGCAAUAUCUCAAGCCAAGAGCUAGAAUUGAUGUUGCGAUAUCCACGGGCAUUGAAAUGCUUCACACUCAAAGGAGAGCCUAGCGAGUCAAAAUACGGAUUCAGAUGCGGGAGUGACCGAGGCAAAUACAUUGACGUCCUCAAGAACCACACUUCUUCCCUCCAGAUCCUUGAUUUGGAUCUAUACCAUGACUGGAGCGAAGAAAUUGAUCUCAGUCCAUUUACGGUCCUUCAAAGUCUGGCUAUUACACCAAGGAUGCUGCUUUCCUCUGACUGGGAUUUAUCACGCUAUUUCUACGGGACAGCUCCCGAAAUUUAG
Penicillium antarcticum is the source of this 1056-nucleotide messenger RNA. RefSeq lists its product as uncharacterized. NCBI's taxonomy places the organism in Eukaryota, Fungi, Ascomycota, Eurotiomycetes, Eurotiales, Aspergillaceae. The transcript has 3 exons. The record is from RefSeq and is a predicted model, not a curated record. The coding region runs from base 1 to 1056 and encodes 351 amino acids.